Messenger RNA from Ziziphus jujuba (common jujube), 1431 nucleotides. Its product is annotated as ribonuclease 3-like protein 3. The coding region runs from base 102 to 968 and encodes 288 amino acids. The record is from RefSeq and is a predicted model, not a curated record. Gene Ontology annotation, biological process: siRNA processing. Gene Ontology annotation, molecular function: RNA binding; ribonuclease III activity. Lineage: Eukaryota; Viridiplantae; Streptophyta; Magnoliopsida; Rosales; Rhamnaceae. The transcript has 3 exons. Gene Ontology annotation, cellular component: nucleus; cytoplasm.
AUUUUCUACUUUCCAUGACCCAUAUCCUUUAUAAAACCCAUAAGCCCAUGAAACCAGUUUUUACCAUGUAUACCUUCCAACCCUCUAUUCAAUACUAAUCCAUGGAAGAAGACCAAGCUAAUAAAACCAUGCCCGCAGAAGAAGAAGUAGUAGGAGGACUGAAUAAGCUUCUUUGUAUUAACAAUACUAAAGAUGGUAGAGAUGUAAAUCUUGAAGAAUUGGAGGAGAUUUUGGGUUACAAAUUCAACAACAAACGCUUACUUGAAGAGGCCUUUACACAUGCCUCGGCUCUAAAGACCUCAAAUUCUUCCUCUACUUCUUUUUCUUCUUCUUCUUCUUCAUAUGAACGUUUGGAGUUUGUGGGCGAUGCAGUAUUGAGCCUGUUAAUAUCCAGAGAGCAUUAUUUCUUGUACCCGGAUUUAUCAUCUGGCCCAUUGACCCGGCUCCGUUCCUCUAAUGUUGAUACCGAGAAACUUGCUCGUGUGGCCGUCAAACACGGUUUGCAUCGGUUUCUACGCCAUAAUAAACCUAAACUUGAAGACGAAAUAAGGAAGUUUAUCCAAGAAAUAUCAGAGUUCCCAUUGCAUUCCAAUGGACUAAUUGAUGUACCAAAAGACCUUGCUGAUAUUGUUGAAUCAGCAAUUGGGGCUGUUUUCAUUGAUAGCGACUCUUCCUUGGAUAUUGUGUGGAAGGUAUUUAAGAGUCUAUUGGAGCCCAUCAUUAGUCCUGAAACAAUUAAGAGACACCCAGUGACAGAGCUUUAUGAAAUAUGUCAGAAAAAUAAUUUGAAAGUUCAAUUUGUGGAUUUGUGGAAGAAAAACACUGGUUUUGAUGUUUAUGUACAGGAUAAACUUAUUGGAAGUGCAACCUAUGGACUUAAGAAAGAAAUUGCACAUAAUAGAGCUGCAAAAGAUGCACUGAACAAUAUAGGAAGGGUACUAAGUGAAAAAUAUAGCAUCCAAGGUUAAGGUUUUCACAAUUUUUCUAUGUACUUGGAACAAUCUGGAGUACAAAUGGUGAGAUUCUUGUAUUUUUCUUGUGAAAAAAAAAAAAAAUUUCUGUUGUAUAACCUAAUCUUUAUAUGGGGUUUGUAAAGUUUAAUCCUUGAUAAGAUUCUUUGGAGGAGAAGACUAUAAGGGUUGCGGAUCACUGAUAAAGUUGAAAAGAUGGGUUAGCAAUGAUCACUUGAUCCAAGUAAUUCCUUAACCCAUAAUUACCACCUAAAGACCCUUUUUUUCAUUUACCAAAUAAAUAAAUAAAUAAGAGUGAGAAAAUAAAUAAAAAAAUAAUACCACCAAGAAAGCUGGAGCAUGAGGAUCUGUUUCUUGUGGAGAAAAUAAGAUCACAUUUCCAUAUGCGUCAUCUUCAUAGGUAACAUAUGACAAGUGAUCUAAAAAGCUUCUUUUGAUGUUUUGAGUGGCAUUUUUGCUU